AUGGCAAAUUUGCGCAGCUUCGACAGUUUCGCUUUAAUAGUAACAGAAAUGAAAAUAACCGCCUUAAUAUUGGCCACCCUUGGCUUGGCCUAUGCUGCGCCCAGUGUAGACCAGCCUAAAGUCGAAGUACCGUAUCCCUUCCAUCCCAGAACUGGUGGUAGAAUUGUUGGCGGAGUAGUUGCCAGCAUCAAGGACUUGCCGUGGCAAGUAGCUCUUCUCCGUAACGGUGCCCUAAUUUGUGGUGGUGCCAUCAUUGGCCCCAAAGUUGUCUUGACCGCUGCUCACUGUGUCGUACCAAGUGUCAUUCCUAGCGUUUCUCAACUUAACAUCCGUGCCGGAUCCAAUCUUCAUAACUCCGGCGGAUUACGUGUAGCUGUAAGCCAAAUCAUCAUCCAUCCUUUAUACAAAGAUUGCCUCACCUGCGCUCCUGACUACGAUAUUGCUGUACUCCAUCUUGCUUCCAAUAUUAUUACCCACGGUACUCCAACUGAUGCUAUACGUAUGUAUGAAUCCAACGCUAUGUUUCAUGCUGGUACUACUGCUACUGUUUCUGGAUGGGGAGCAACACGCGAGAAUGGUUCAGGAUCCGUCCAACUUAGACGUGUAGAUGUACCAGUUGUUACCAAAGCCAACUGCCGUGCUACGUAUGGUAGUAUUAUUACCGAGAGAACUAUUUGCGCUGGUACUGCUGCUGGUGGUAAAGACGCUUGCCAAGGAGAUUCUGGUGGUCCAUUUGUCAUCAAUAAUAAAUUAGCUGGUGUGGUAUCCUUUGGCAGCGGCUGUGCUAGACCUGGAGUACCUGGUGUAUAUUCUAGCAUUCCUGGGUACAGAGCCUGGAUUAGAAGCAAUGCUGGAAUUUAAACUUUAAAAUAAUAUAAGGCAUUUUUGCAUCUAUUCUUGUUUUAUUUGAUAUUUUCCUUGGUUGAAAUUUGCUCAAAUAAAUGGAUAAAUCUUGGAGACAUAAAUCAAUAUUCUAAACAUCAACACGAUUAAAAAUAAAUAUAAUUUGUGCAAAUGUU
Molecule: messenger RNA, 1019 nt
Organism: Ceutorhynchus assimilis (cabbage seed weevil)
Lineage: Eukaryota; Metazoa; Arthropoda; Insecta; Coleoptera; Curculionidae
Source: the annotation of a GenBank genome assembly